GUCGCGUCAGAUCCAAGAUGACCAUACCCGCGCAAAAAUUUUAGAAUUACCCAUCAUCUUGGAUCUGACGCAAGUACCUCACGAGUAACGGUUUCUUUAGGCGCCAUUUUCUCUUACCGUAUCUCCCCCGUUCUCUCUCCGAAUCACUUUUCUACUUACUUCUGCUUUGAGUUGGCUAGAAAAGUAACAUUCAAACUCACUUUUUGCGCUUCAAUGUCCACUCACCUGAUCUUUUACUCUGCUUUUCUAUCGAAACAAAUAGAGCGCUAGUGUUACAAUUUCCAAAUGGAUAUUUCAUCAAUUCAUCUCAAUCAAAGCUUAAGCUCUUAUGCUCCAUGUUUUGCGAGAAAUGCUUCGUCGUUUUCACAUAAGCAGUCGCUUUUGACUUCCUGUCGGGUGUCUUUCGGGUUACGGGGUCCCAAUGACUGCAAUUGGUGUCGUUUCAAGUCUUCCUGUCGGAGUUUGGUUAUGGCGAGAGAGAAAGGAGAAAAAACCGAAGAGCACCCUCUAAUUGAUGAUUCUGUGGAUGCCGAAGAUGAAAAUAAGGUUGUACGCCGACCAUUGAAACUGCCAGAGCGUGAUUUUAAUGGGACACCUUAUGUUCCUGUCUAUGUUAUGCUACCGCUAGGCGUGAUCGAUAUGAACUGUGAGCUGGUUGAUCCAGAUAGUCUGGUGGAACAGUUACGGAUCUUGAAAUCUGUUAAUGUUGAUGGCGUUAUGGUUGAUUGCUGGUGGGGAAUAGUCGAAGCACAUACUCCUCAGGUAUACAAUUGGAGUGGAUACAAGAAGCUUUUUCAGAUCGUGCAUGAACUUGAGCUCAAACUACAGGUUGUUAUGUCAUUUCAUGAAUGUGGAGGAAAUAUCGGUGAUGAUGUACAUAUUCCACUCCCGCAGUGGGUUAUGGAAAUUGGUCAAAGUAAUCCUGACAUAUAUUUCACAGAUAGAGAAGGAAGACGCAACUUUGAAUGCCUAACAUGGGGAGUUGACAAAGAACGGGUUUUAAGAGGUCGAACUGCUAUUGAGGUUUACUUCGAUUACAUGAGAAGUUUUCGGGUAGAAUGUGAUGUGUUCUUUAAGGAUGGAGUAAUCUCUGAGAUUGAAGUUGGACUUGGUCCAUGUGGGGAGCUAAGGUAUCCUUCUUAUCCUGCAAAGCAUGGCUGGAGAUACCCUGGUAUUGGUGAAUUCCAGUGUUAUGAUAAGUACUUGAUGAAGAGUCUGAGCAACGCAGCAGAAGCAAGGGGGCACUCAUUUUGGGCUAGAGGUCCAGAUAAUGCAGGUUCUUACAAUUCUUCACCUCAUGAGACUGGGUUUUUUCGAGAUGGAGGUGACUAUGAUAGCUACUAUGGUAGGUUCUUCCUUAAUUGGUAUUCUCAAGUUUUAGUCGAUCACGGUGAUCGUGUACUUGCUCUAGCCAAUUUGGCUUUUGAAGGAACUAACAUUGCUGCCAAGCUAUCUGGGAUUCAUUGGUGGUACAAAACAGCUAGUCACGCUGCUGAAUUGACUGCUGGCUUCUACAACCCAUCAAAUCGUGAUGGCUAUGCUUCAAUCGCAGCAAUGUUGAAGAAGUAUGGGGUUGCACUAAACUUCACAUGUGUUGAAUUGCGUACACUGGACCAGCAUGAGGACUUUCCAGAGGCGCUGGCAGACCCUGAAGGAUUGGUAUGGCAGGUGCUGAAUGCUGCAUGGGAUGUUUCCAUAUUAGUUGCUAGUGAGAAUGCUCUCCCUUGUUAUGAUAGAGAAGGCUAUAACAAGAUACUAGAAAAUGCUAAGCCCCGAAAUGAUCCAGAUGGGAGACAUUUAUCUGCUUUUACCUACCUCAGGCUAAGCUCACUUCUAAUGGAAAGACACAACUUCUUAGAGUUUGAACGAUUUGUCAAGAGGAUGCACGGGCAAUCGGCUCCUGAUCUCCAAGUUUUUCCAAAUGAAAAGCACCCAAAAUUCAAGGAGAUAGAUGGCCAAGUUGCUGCCGAGUGAUGGCCUUGUUACACUGCUGAGCUUGAAAGUCAACUACCUUUUGUUGUAUAUCAGUCAAAACUUCUAAUUAUUCACUAUUUGGGUGAGUUGGGUCAAUUGCACAACGUUAAUGGCUCUGGUUGGUUCUAUUCGAGUAUACUCCAUGGAUCGUAGAUCUGGAAUGCGUAUGUUAUAAAGA
Molecule: messenger RNA, 2152 nt
Organism: Pistacia vera
Lineage: Eukaryota; Viridiplantae; Streptophyta; Magnoliopsida; Sapindales; Anacardiaceae
Product: beta-amylase 2, chloroplastic
Exons: 9
Coding region: 286-1974 (562 amino acids)
Biological process (GO): polysaccharide catabolic process
Molecular function (GO): beta-amylase activity
Source: RefSeq, a predicted model, not a curated record